Helicoverpa armigera (cotton bollworm) is the source of this 1832-nucleotide messenger RNA. RefSeq lists its product as uncharacterized. Gene Ontology annotation, molecular function: nucleic acid binding. Lineage: Eukaryota; Metazoa; Arthropoda; Insecta; Lepidoptera; Noctuidae. The record is from RefSeq and is a predicted model, not a curated record. The transcript is spliced from 2 exons. Bases 139 to 1503 code for a protein of 454 amino acids.
GGUGUACACAGUACGAGUACUUUUUAGUCUACUCAUACUUCCCGUAUUGUGCAGACGUGCUCUUCUUUGUGACUGUGCGCUCAACUUGUGAACCGGCUGGUGUAUUGGAUUAUAUGAUUGAUUGCUUUGAUUGAGAUAAUGGCGGAUAUCGAACAAUCUGCUGUUAAAAGAAAACGGCGGGCUUUUUUGUCUACCGAGAAGACUAUGAUUUUAAAUAUGUACCACGCAAUGAGAAAUGCAGACUCUUCGGCCUCCAAGGGUGACAUUCUGAAAGCAGUUGCAUCUUCUUUAGGUGUUCACUGGGCUUCUGUUCAUAGAAUUGUAAAAGAGAAGAAUGAUAGUGGCGAGCUAAAAUCUCCGAAGAAAUUGAAGCAACGUUUGUCAAUUGUUGAUACGAUUGAUAACUUUACAAAAUGUGCCAUCAGAAAUAUAGUCCACAAUUUCUUCGCGCAGAAUGAAAUACCUACUCUUGAUAAGAUUUUAAAGAAAAUCAGUGAUGAUGGCACUUUGGGCGUUAUAAAGAGAACGACGCUACAUAAAAUAUUGAAAAAAAUUGGUUUUAAAUUUUGUAAGAGAAGCAGAAACAGCUUAUUGCUGGAUCGCGAUGACAUAUUCUUUUGGAGAAGAAAUUAUCUGCGAGCUAUCAAAAAUGCACGAAAUAAUCAUCAAAAAAUCUACUAUUUAGAUGAAACUUGGGUGAAUGAAGGUCACACUACCUCAAAAGCUUGGGUCGAUACCACAGUGAAAAGCAGGCGAGACGCUUUUAUUAAUGGACUAACAACUGGCUUGAAAACACCUUCAGGAAAAGGCAAAAGACUACUUAUUACUCAUAUUGGGAGUGAGGAUGGAUUCGUCGAAGGUGGUCUAAAUAUGUUUGAGUCGAAGAAACAAGGCGAUUAUCACAAGGAGAUGAAUGCCGAAGAAUUUGAAAAUUGGUUUAGAGAAGUUUUAAAUAUGCUGGACGAUAAUUCUGUGAUAGUCAUGGAUAACGCUUCCUAUCACUCUAGGAAAAUAGAGCGAAUCCCAACGGCCAAAUCUAAAAAACAGGAUAUAUGUAAUUGGUUACGCGAAAAAAAUAUUAGCUGUAACGCUGAAAUGUUGAAACGUGAAUUAUUAAACAUUGUUAAAAACCAUAGACAGCGAUACGACGCUUGUAUUAUAGACGAAAUGGCAAAGUCACAAAACAAAACUGUACUGAGACUGCCACCGUAUCAUUGCGAAUUAAAUCCAAUUGAGCUAGUGUGGGCUCAAGUUAAAGGAAAUGUAGCUUCACACAUGAAAACACACAAAAUGGCAGAAUUAAAAAUUGUAUUAAAGGAAUCCAUUCAAUAUAUUGACGCAGAGAAAUGGAAAAAAUGUAUAAAGCAUGUCAAAGAAAUAGUUGAGCCCAAAAUGGAUGCCAUGGACAGAAAUGUGGAAGCAAUGACUGAAAGAUUCAUAAUAAAUGUAGGAAACGACAGUAGCGAUAGUACGGAGAGUGAUGAUGAUGAUGAUAUGUUAUGAAAAUGUAUACUAGGUAGAUAUUAUAAUAUAAUAAAGAAAAUAUAAUCAUUAACUCUCGAUUUUAUUUCUUUCCUUCAUAUCCAUCAGUUAAAUAAAAAAGUAGGUAACAAUAAAUAAAUUCUAUCAAAAUGUCUCUCAAUUAAUACGAUAGACGAAGCCGCAAGAAAAAACUAAGCGUACUUUUAAGAAGCGCAGUGUGAACGCACGUUUACAUUUCUAAGGUAUUGUUAACGCCCACUGAUCCUAAAAAAGUUUUUUUUGUCUUUGUCAUUUGUAUGAAAAUGUGCAAUAGAGAAGGCGCUAUACUAACUCGUCUCCGUGAAUACACU